AUCAUCCAAAACAUGUCUAAAUCAAAUCCUUCAACCUUCAAUAUAACAAACACAUUCAAGAUUCAACAAACAGAGAGAUAGACAUAGGAAGAACAUGGCAACUCAUCAAUUGAACCACAUGUUCAAAACAUCCAUGGUGAAGAAUCACAAGAAACAACAACCAAGAACACCAAGGUUCCAUGUCUUCAACAAUGCAACAACAUCUUCGACCACCACUCCUAUGAGUGCUAGGAAGCUCAUAGAAUCUGGCACCGUGAAAACUAUAUUUCCCAAAGAUGCUUCAAUUGCCAUGAAUUCUGAAGGGUUUCUUCUCCUUGAUGUUAGGCCAACAUGGGAGACAGAGAAGGCACGUGUUGUUGGGUCUGUGCACGUGCCAAUCUUUGUUGAAGACACAGAUAAUAGCCCUGUAACAUUACUUAAGAAAUGGGUGCAUUUUGGUUAUAUUGGACUAUGGACUGGUCAAUAUCUAACUACAUUGAACCCUGAGUUUCUUGCUCAAGUUGAAGUGGCUAUUCCGGAUAAGGGUACCAAGGUUCUUGUGGCUUGUGGAGAGGGAUUAAGGUCAAUGGCAGCAGCUUCAAAGUUAUACAAUGGAGGUUACAAAAAUCUGGGAUGGUUAGCCGGCGGCUUCAGCCGAUCAAAGGACGACGACUUCCCUGGGAUCGAAGGAACAGAGAAGUUGCAGUAUGCUACAGUUGGAGGAGUCUCUUACUAUUUUCUUCAGUUGCUUAUACUUCUACAAGCAGUGGGUAAAUGAUGAUAAACCAUUAGCAUAUAUGUUUUAUUCUAGUGGCUGAGAAGUUAUAUAGGAGUUCUACUUACUUGAAGAAAAAGAUUCAAUCCAAUUAUCUAUUUCUGUGUAA
This is a messenger RNA of Arachis duranensis, 863 nucleotides long. RefSeq names its product rhodanese-like domain-containing protein 10. NCBI's taxonomy places the organism in Eukaryota, Viridiplantae, Streptophyta, Magnoliopsida, Fabales, Fabaceae. Gene Ontology annotation, cellular component: chloroplast. The transcript has 2 exons. The record is from RefSeq and is a predicted model, not a curated record. Bases 95 to 757 code for a protein of 220 amino acids.